GUAAAAACAGAUAAAGCUAUGGUAUUCAAUAAUCACUUAUUCUUUACUUUAUAAUAUAAAAACAUGGGUAUUUUUUCAACAUCCAAAAGAUAUUUCACAAACGGAGUAGCGGUUGACAGUGUCUUGUCUCUUGCAAGUAGCAAAAGCAAGCAAAGAGUGUUAGAUUCUCCUCUUGUAUUUACAAAGCUGUUCGAAGUCUUCCUUAAAAUUAUGUGCUUAUAGUUGAUGAUGGAGCAGGUGCUUGAUCAGAUGCUUUUUGCGUUUUCUUAGUUACAUUUUGAUUGAUCCCUGGAUGUUCCCAACCAAAGCUUUGGCCAUGCAAUGGCUGAAAUCAUGUCUGGAACUUCCUUUUUCACCAACCCACCACUAUACACUACUAGUACUGCCACCAAGCAUAGCCAUAGCCCGUCACCAAACAGACUUAAAUUCUUGAUAGACAAAUCAAAAAGCAUCAGACAGCUUCUACUGAUUCAUGCAUUUCUUAUUCGGCAUGGCCUGGAGAGUGACCCGGUCUUGAAUUUUAAGCUCCAACAAUCUUACUCUUCCCUUGGACACCUCCAAAAUUCUCUUACUGUCUUUAAGCAUACUCAUAGUCCAACUGUGUUCUCUUACACUGCGAUUAUCCAUAAUCAUGUGAGCAAUGAUCUGUAUGAACAAGCCUUUGUCUUAUAUAUCCAAAUGCUAAUGCAAAAUAUUGAGCCUAAUGCGUUUACAUUUUCUUCCAUCCUUAAAACUUGCCCACUUGAAUCAGGAAAAGCCCUUCAUUGUCAAGCCCUAAAACUCGGGUAUGAAUCUGACACAUAUGUUCGAACUGCUCUUGUAGAUGUCUAUGCAAGAGGCAGUGACAUUGUGUCAGCUCGCAAACUCUUUGACACUAUGCCUGAAAGGUCCUUAGUGUCUUUGACAACAAUGAUUACUGGAUAUGCAAAGAAUGGGCAUGUCCAAGAAGCUAGAGUGUUGUUCGAUGGGAUGGAAGACAGGGAUGUUGUUUGUUGGAAUGCCAUGAUUGAUGGGUAUAGCCAACAUGGUAGACCUAAUGAAGCUUUGGUUCUUUUUAGGCAGAUGUUACUGUCAAAAGUGAAACCUAAUGAAGUGACCGUGGUGGCGACUCUUUCUGCUUGUGCACAAAUAGGAGUACUGGAAUCAGGUCGGUGGAUUCAUGCUUAUGUGAAAAGUAACAGAAUUAAAGUAAAUAAACAUGUAGGUACUGCUUUUAUUGACAUGUAUAGCAAGUGUGGGAGUUUAGAGGAUGCAAGAAUGGUGUUUGAUCAGAUGAGAGAUAAGGAUGUCAUAACAUGGAAUUCGAUGAUUGUAGGAUAUGCAAUACAUGGAUUUAGCCUUGAAGCUUUGCAGCUGUUCAAUGAGAUGUGUAAGUUGGGUCUCCAGCCUACUGAUAUAACGUUUAUUGGCAUUUUAAGUGCUUGUGCUAAUGCUGGAUUGGUCUCUGAAGGGUGGAAUUAUUUUCAGUUAAUGGAGAAGUACUGGAUUGAGCCAAAGAUUGAGCACUAUGGUUGCAUGGUGAAUCUUCUUGGACGAGCUGGACAACUAGAAAAAGCUUAUGAAUUUGUCAAAAAUAUGAAGAUUGAUUCCGAUCCUAUUUUAUGGGGAACUCUACUGACUGCUUGUAGGAUUCAUGGGGACGUAAUGCUUGCAGAGAAAAUUAUGGAGUUCCUAGUCGAACAGGAUCUUGCUACUUCAGGAACUUAUGUUCUGCUAUCCAACAUAUAUGCUGCUGCUGGUGAUUGGGAUGGGGUGGCAAAGGUGAGGGCAUUGAUGAAGAGAAGCGGGGUUGACAAGGAACCUGGCUGUAGCUCCAUUGAGGUAAAUAAUAAAGUGCAUGAGUUCCUUGCGGGUGAUAUGAAGCAUCCCAAAAGCAAAGAAAUUUACAUAAUGCUGGAGGAGAUGAACAAGUGGCUCGAGGCUCAUGGUUACUUGCCGCAGACUGAUAUAGUCUUGCAUGAUCUUGAGGAAGUUGAGAAGCAGCAAUCACUUGCAGUUCAUAGUGAAAAGCUAGCCAUUGCUUAUGGGCUAAUUAGUACUCAGGCAGGAACUACAAUCAAGAUUGUCAAGAAUCUACGUGUUUGUCCAGAUUGUCAUGCUGUCACAAAGCUCAUUUCAAAAAUCACAGGACGCAAAAUCAUUGUGAGGGACCGGAAUCGCUUUCAUCAUUUUGUGGACGGUUCAUGUUCUUGUGGUGAUUUCUGGUAGAACUAUUAGCCUGUUUUAACAAGCUGGCAGAGUAUGAUGAACAGAGCGUUUUAAGCAUCGCAUUGCACCAUGGUACCUGUGGUAGCUUGAUGACAUCCUCAUACAGCGUCAUAUUCAACAGGAGCUUAUACAGUUGAAACUGACUGCCGUUCCAACUUCCAAAGAAAGAGCUGGAGGGUGAGAUUUCAUCACCAUCUUCCCAAAAGUAAUCCCAAUUAUAAAGGAAUAUCUGACAACUGAAGUUAUAUUGUUCAUUUGAAAACACUCUUCACUUCCUCUAACCUUAGUAAGAACAAUGCAAAGACCAGUCUGUGGAAGAUGCAACAACUUUAGGGACACUUUUAAACAUUGUCUGCUUCACAGAAAAGCUGCAAAACAGGUUUGUAAUAACUUAUCCACUUUCUUUUUCAAUCAUUGAGAUAUGUACAGAAUUUUGCAGAUUUCUUCCAUAGUCCCUUUGUCUCAGCUGCUAUCUUUAGCAUAUUUUCCAGUGCACUAGGGUGCGAAAUAUGGAAGAAACAAGUGCGACAUGAUUUCCUGCCACUUCAUAUCUCCAUUACCAUAUAUCAUGUCGCGUAGUCAGAAAUUGGAAAUAUUUUUCUAGUGACAUAAAUCUUAUUUUCAUUUCAUCUGGAAAAAAACAAUCUUUUUCUCAAUUUGUCUUUGUAAUUUGAUUCAAUAGUGUUCCAUUAUAUAGGAGGAAAACUACUAACCAUGAACUCUCUCAGGUAGAGCAUUAGAACUGAACUAUCUACUAUUAGAUAAUGAUAUAUUGGUUCUAGGAUUUGCCUGGGGAAUAAGGAAACUAUAAAUUGAAGAUUGUUAUUUGAAAAUGGUAUUACUCACAGAAGUUGCAAUGAAGAGUGUUUUAG
Messenger RNA from Solanum dulcamara, 3080 nucleotides. RefSeq names its product pentatricopeptide repeat-containing protein ELI1, chloroplastic. Gene Ontology annotation, molecular function: RNA binding; protein binding; zinc ion binding. The coding region runs from base 322 to 2208 and encodes 628 amino acids. The transcript is spliced from 3 exons. NCBI's taxonomy places the organism in Eukaryota, Viridiplantae, Streptophyta, Magnoliopsida, Solanales, Solanaceae. Gene Ontology annotation, biological process: RNA modification. The record is from RefSeq and is a predicted model, not a curated record.